This is a messenger RNA of Trypanosoma conorhini, 606 nucleotides long. RefSeq lists its product as uncharacterized. NCBI's taxonomy places the organism in Eukaryota, Euglenozoa, Kinetoplastea, Trypanosomatida, Trypanosomatidae. Bases 1 to 606 code for a protein of 201 amino acids. The record is from RefSeq and is a predicted model, not a curated record. The transcript has a single exon.
AUGCAACGCCUCGAGCGCGGCCUCACGGUCCUCCUCCGCACGACGCAUGCCCUGUCGCAGCUCGGUGAGUAUGCCUGGGUCAAUGCCGCCGCCAACCUGCUGCGAGGCGGCGUCGCGCUCCUGGAGCUGCCGCCGGAGCAGCUUCAGCUCCUGCUCGUAUUUGCGCAGAAGCGUCGCCUGAUCCAGGUCCUCGUUGAUGACGGCGGUGUUCUUGAUGUUCUUGGCACGGUUGGCAAAGACAAGCGUGGAGAGGGACUCCGUGUACGACUCCAGUGCGGGGGAGAUGCAGGCGAUCAGCGUCGUCUUGCAGUUGCCGCCGAGGGAGUCCCGCAGGGCGCUUGUCAAGACGGAGUUUCGAAACGGCACGUGCCGAUGACGACCACCGCCUUUGCUCGCGAGAGCCGCGAUGACGUUGCCGAGCUCAUGCAGGGAUUUGUUGAUCUUCUUCGUCUCCUCCAGUCGCUGGCCCGUGACACCCGCCUGCCGCAGCUUCUCGCUGCCGGCCAGGUCGACAAUGUUCAGCUUGCCAAAGCGGUACGAGGUGGGGUUCGUCUCAUCCCCCUCCAUCACCUCCACGAUGAUGGUGAACAUGGCGUGGGAGCGUGA